This is a messenger RNA of Ambispora gerdemannii, 516 nucleotides long. The record is from the annotation of a GenBank genome assembly. Lineage: Eukaryota; Fungi; Glomeromycota; Glomeromycetes; Archaeosporales; Ambisporaceae.
AUGGAGAAGCCAGACAAGGAACAAGUAAGAAAUAUGUUGAGUGCUUUGGGACAAAAACCUUCAGAAGCACAAGUGAAUAGGUUUAUCAGCAUGACGGAAAAUUUAAAGAAAAAAAAGAAGUCAGCAAAGGCAUCAAAAUUAUCGGACUUCCAAAGCGAAAAAGCCGCAAGAGUAAGUAAUACACCAGCAACCAGGCAACGACGAAAAAAAAUUUUAAAGCAAGCCAAGGGCUAUUUUGGCUCGAAACACAAAUUGUUUAAAACUGCUAAAGAACAAUUAAUGCACUCUUUAACUUAUUCUUACGCAGGUCGCAAACAAAAAAAAAGAGAUUUUCGCCGAUUAUGGAUAACUCGCUUAAACAGUGCUUGCCGCGAAAAAGGAUUAACUUAUUCCCGAUUUAUGCAAAUGAUUAGAUUAGCCCAAAUUAAAUUGGAUCGCAAACAAUUAUCUGAAAUGGUAAUUCAUCAACCACAACAUUUUGAGACCCUAAUUAAUAAAGUCCAAAAUCCUUGGUAA